Messenger RNA from Caenorhabditis remanei, 3033 nucleotides. RefSeq lists its product as uncharacterized. Lineage: Eukaryota; Metazoa; Nematoda; Chromadorea; Rhabditida; Rhabditidae. The record is from RefSeq and is a predicted model, not a curated record. The transcript has 12 exons. The coding region runs from base 1 to 3033 and encodes 1010 amino acids.
AUGGCACCAUCCAGUCAGAGUAAUGGAAAGAUUUUCGGACGAUUCGAUCCGAUCCAUAUUGCUCUUGCCGUCACUUCUGUGAUAUUCUUGAUUCUUUCUAUCGUCUUCAUUAUUCUUUUUGCAACCAAGCACGAUACUUCCACUGGGUUCUUGGCGACCGGAUUCACUAACAGUAAGACUGAUGAUGUAUACAGUGAAUGGAAAGGUCUUCUCAACAAAAAAUAUACAGUUAAUUCGUUUGCCCUGGAUGUUCAAAACAAAGCUGUUAGUGCCGUCUUCUCACUUCGAGACUCAGUAUCUACCAGUGACGUUCAAAAUGUUUUGUCUGGAUCCAAAUUGGCCUCCCAAUUGGAAACAACUUAUGGAGACAAAGCUACUGCAGUAUGUCGUCAGGUACAAGCCUUCCCAGGAACAUCUUCAGUUGCACCAGUCACUGCAGCAACCACAAAAGCUUCACCAGUUGUCGCUAGAUACUGUAACAGCAAUCCAAUUACUCGGGAUGUUCUGAUUGUUGUCGAUAUGAAUGACCUCGCAAAGAACAAUCACUCGGAGAAGAUGGCCAGUUUGAAUGCAGUCCGCAAUAGUUUGAUGAAUGGACUCACCUUCCCACAAGCCAACGUCUUCUUGAAAGCAGUUGUUAACACUGAAGUCAGAGAUAUUUCAACUAAAUGGGUCAGUGAUGCAAACUCAUUCAACGCCGAUUUCAACAAACUCCUUGCAAUCAAUGACUUCGUUACUCAAACCUAUCUCAUCAUGUCUGAUAUCUUCACGAAAUCCAUUCCAACAAUCCAAACAGGACGCCAAUAUGUUCCUGGAGCACUUUUCGUUAUCACCGACAAGCAAGUUUCUCAAAAUCCAAUCACCACAAAUCCAAAAGAUUACGGAGUAUACGUUGGAAUCAUUGGAGUUCGUAAGCAGUACAUUGAUCAAUACAAAUCUUUGGUUGACAAUUCACUCUCUUUCGAAUCAUGGACUGAUCUUGGAAACAAAGAUCCAUUCGCAACAAUGAUUUGUUCUUUCUAUCAAUUGCCAGCCACUCCAAAGAAGUCUUUCUACAACUAUCCACUUGCUGAGCUAGACACAGUUGACACUCCAAAAUGUCAAGUUCUUGAUAUUAUCAUUGCAUUCGAUAUCUCCGAAUCCCUCUCCAGAAUUAUUCUUCCAAAAUACGUUGCGUUCGCCAAGAGAAUCGUGGCUCAAUACAAGUACAAGGGUACUGAUUUCACUCGUGUCGGAGUUUUGACAUUCAAUGACAAAGUAACCGAAAAACUCACUCUUACAAAUGGAGUCGACUUGGCUACAAUCAACGCAGCGAUCGAUUCAGUUGAAUAUCUAGGAGGCUUGACUGAUGUCACCGCGGCUCUCAAGGCAGCGAAAGAUCUUUUCUCGAAAGAAUCUGAUAAUGCCCAUUCCAAAGUUCUGAUUGUUCUUUCCGAUGCUGUACCAACUGUUGACACAUAUGCAGAUGAAAUUGCUGCCGGACAAGCUCUUUCUGCAGCUGGAGUCGCUACAUUCUUCGUUGGAUACAAUCAUUACAGUGAUGAUGUUCUCAAACAAUUGGGACAAGUGACCAAUCCAGCUUACGUCUUCGGAGACAUGUCUGAUGCAUCUUUCAAUGGAAUCACUCAACAAAUUCUCACUGCUUAUCCAUGUCCACAGCCAAAAUGUGUCACUGCUUACUAUGCUGUUGAAAUCAGUGAGGCUACUGAUGAUUAUGUUAUUCAAAACCUCAAGGAUGUCCUUGCCAUUUCCAGCAAGGCCCAGCCAAUGCAAACUGGAACUGAAUCGUAUCAAUUGGUCACAUACAACAACAUCCAUAACACUAAAUUCGGUCCCCAAGGAGAUGCCUCAUUCAAAUCGUUCCAGAAUUUCGUUCAAGAUUUGAUUGACAACCCACAGAAAAUCGUCAAUCUGAGAAGCGGAUACACUAAUCUCCCGGAAGCAAUCAAUGAAGUGACCGCUGAAUUGCAGAAUCAAGCAGCCAAGAACACCCGAUUCUCUUCGAACAUCAUCUUCAUGGGACAAGCCAACAAUGCCGUCUUGGACCCUGAUCAAACUGUUCAAGAAAGAAUGCAACAUCUCAAGGAUGCUGCUGCAAACUUGCAAGCUCAAACAUCUGGAUUUAUCUAUGUUGUUGAUGACUCAAGAGAUCCUGUAGAUUUCGGAGAUGAUCUAUGGUCCAGUGUCACCAGAACCGACCGUAUCAUUCAGAAGACUGAUAACGUUGCUGAUGCUUUGGAUAACACAGACUACUACACAACGUGGAAAGCACUUUCUUGCUCACUUCCAGCUCUCACAACAUGCUAUGACACUCCACUCGACGUCGCCGUUAUGAUCGAUCUUCAGAACAAAGACUACAAUUUUAUCAACUACAUCACAACACUUAUUUCUCGUUUCUCCUCUCAAGAUGACACUCAUUUCUCAAUGGUCGCUUAUGGAUCUCGUCAAACUUCAGUUCUCUCUAACUUGGCAGUUCACAGUGCUGCAGAUGUACAGGAUAUGGCUGUCACUUAUGAAGAUUGGAGAAAUGGAACUUAUUUCAUGACUACAACAACACCUGUUCCAACAACUACUGACAAACCAAAGGAAUUCUGGACGAAUGAUCUCUACCAAAUUGAUCAAAAUGUGAUGAAAGGAGUCUUCGAUGCAUUGGGAACUCAAUUCGGAUGUGGACACUACAGUGAUGACGGAGAUCGUAUCUUUGCUCCAAAUCUUUACAUCUUCGCUUCCGAUAACUUUAAAUCAUAUGAUGCUACAGUCUGGGCUGAUUUCCAGACGGAAUUGCACAGUAGAUAUGGAUGUUGGGAUUGUGCUGGCACUCCAUCUUUCUUGUUCCUCUCAAGAAAUGAUGGCAAGGCUCCAGACACUCUUGGAAGAACAAUCAAAUUGUCUGAUGCUGAUCUUGAUAUUGAUGCAUCUGAUGACACAUCUACUCAAGCCAACAUCAAUUUGUUCAACAGUAUUGUGAACUCCGUUUGUGUUUCUGGACUUCCAACAUGUGCAUCAUACACGACAUGUGUACCUUUUGCCUGA